GCCCCACCCGUAUCGAGCAGGCCGGAGCCCACCCAGCCGGGCAAGCCUCCCGACUAGGUGGUUGCUCCCUGCCCGGCCAGCUGGCCGGCUGCCCGAUCCCUUUUCCUUUCCCCUCCCGGUCUCCUCCCCUUUUCCCCUUGCACCCUCCCCUCUCCCCGCCUCCCGAAUCCGUCGCCGCUGCCCGAGAGCCCGGAGAUCCACAAGAUUCCCCCCGGCUGCUCCGGCGACUGGGACCCGAGUCUCGAGCCGGUGCUGUCACCGUCCCGUCCCCCGUCCCCCGUCCCAGUUCCCAGGGGGCCGGGGGCCACGAGCCAUGUGCUGCCUGACCCCCCAGCCCUAAGCCCAGGUAAGGGAGAAGUUCCCCCUAACCCGGAGUAGGGCCAGGCCGGGCCAAGUGUGCCCCCUUCCUCCUCGUCUCCCCUGCUGCCAGCUGCCGCAUCAGGUGAACAGAUUGGGCCCCCACCCGCCCCCCCAUCCCCGCCUCCCGCCGCCACGACCUGUAACAGCCUCAGGCCUGGGGUCCGGGCCCUGUUCCCCACCAGGCUGACCACCCCUCGCCCCGAGCCAGACCAUGCAGAAGGGGAAACGCCAGUUCCUGCCUGAGCUGCCCGGGGAACAGCGGGUCUGGCCCGGGGACCCCGCGGACAUCCGGGUCACCCGGCGGGCGCUCAGCAACCAAACUGAUGACCUGGGGGCACCUGGCACCGGCCGCAGGAAGACCUUGGUCCUCAUAGACAUCGUCUGUCUCCUUGUGGCUUCCAUCCCCUUCUUCGUAUGUGAGAUCAGCCGAGUGCAGCCCACCCAUCGGGGCUUCUACUGCAACGACAGCAGCAUCCGCUACCCUCUGAAACGGGUGGAGACAGUCAGCGAUACGGUCCUAAUCUCCGUGGGCAUCCUCAUUUCUGCCCUAUCGGAGGUGGGUGCCUUCCUGUUUGGCUGCACCGUGGGCCAGUCCCUCACCAGCAUCGCCAAGCUGACUGUGGGCCGUCUCCGUCCCCACUUCCUGGCCGUCUGCCAGCCCGACCCUGCUCAGCUCGACUGUUCCAGGGGUUACGUGUUGGACUACGUCUGCACAGGCCGCCCCUCUGAAGUCCGGGAGGCGAGAAAAUCCUUCUACUCAGGCCACGCCUCCUUCGCCAUGUACAGCAUGCUCUACCUGGUGUUCUAUUUGCAGGCCCGGUUCACGUGGCAUGGGGCCCGGCUGCUGCGCCCCCUGGUCCAGUUCAUCCUCAUCCUCAUGGCCCUCUACACCGGACUGACCCGGGUCUCUGACUACCGCCACCACCCCUCGGAUGUGGCUGCGGGGCUCCUGCAGGGAGCCCUGGUGGCUUACUGGGUGGCAUUCCACAUCUCAUCCAUGUUCCGCUCCAAGAAACGCUCGGCCCUGUUCUCUUCCUCCUGCCCCGAGAGCCCAGACUCCAAUGGCCACACCAACUGCUAACCCCAUCGUGCCCCCGGGGCUCCUCCAGGGUCCGGCUGGCUUCUCCGCUGCCUGUGGCCCUCCAGCCUGGCCCGGACUUCUGAGACCCCAUGCAGCUGGUCUUCUCGGCGGCUGUUCCCCAAGACCUAGGCCUCCAGGAUUCUCCUAGCCUUCCCUGGACUUUCAAGGAAGGUAAUUAACGGGAUACCACCACAGGAAGUUGGAUGAUUCAGGAAGGCCCACCUCAACCGGGCGGAUGACCCAGGAAGCCUCGGACAGGAAGUUGCCCCUUCCCUGGAGUAUGGCAUAGGAAGGCCCGCCUUUUCUAGCCAAGAGAUACCGAAAUCCUCCCUGAGGGUAGAACUGUUCUUGCCCUUUCUCUGAGUCUUGACAUUUCAGCCUCUCUCAGCACGGGCCAGAUCUGAGCCCUAGUCUCUGGCUGAGCUGGGUAUAGCCCAAGGAUGAAGAAGCGUGGGGGCCAGAGGGAGUAGGCCGGGGCCCUUGGGCCCUCCCCCUGCUCUGCGCCCUGCCCCCCAAUAAUGUGAAGUGUACAGUGUGGUGUGUGUUUUUUAAUAAACGGUACAGCUGGAGCCGGGGGUGACCCCUUUAACCCCUAAGGACCUGCUGUCACCUUCACCUGGG
Ornithorhynchus anatinus (platypus) is the source of this 2062-nucleotide messenger RNA. Its product is annotated as phospholipid phosphatase 3. The record is from RefSeq and is a predicted model, not a curated record. Gene Ontology annotation, biological process: signal transduction; phospholipid dephosphorylation; phospholipid metabolic process. The transcript is spliced from 6 exons. The coding region runs from base 572 to 1441 and encodes 289 amino acids. Gene Ontology annotation, molecular function: phosphatidate phosphatase activity. Lineage: Eukaryota; Metazoa; Chordata; Mammalia; Monotremata; Ornithorhynchidae.